AUGUUUAAUGGAUUUAUCGGAGGAGAUGACGGAGAGCCAACACCAGAUACGUCCGAGACUGUGCAGAUAUCAUCGCUUGCACUGCUGAAGAUGCUGAAGCAUGGAAGGGCAGGGAUUCCUUUGGAGGUGAUGGGGUUGAUGCUUGGGGAGUUUGUUGAUGAGUACACGGUGAAGGUUGUAGAUGUGUUUGCAAUGCCUCAAAGCGGCACGAAUGUGACGGUGGAGUCGGUAGACCCCAUAUUCCAGAUGGAGAUGAUGGAGAUUCUGAGUGCAACGGGAAGGCAGGAGAUUGUUGUUGGAUGGUACCACAGCCACCCAGGAUUUGGAUGCUGGCUAAGCACGGUUGACAUCAGUACGCAGCAGAGCUUUGAAAAGCUGUGCAAAAGAGCCGUGGCUGUUGUGGUUGAUCCGAUACAGAGUGUGAAGGGGAAGGUUGUUAUUGAUGCAUUUAGACUGAUUGACAACCAGAUGGGGGUGCUUGGAGUGGAGCCUCGGCAGGUUACGUCGAAUAUCGGGCAUUUGAAGACGCCUACGCUUAUUUCUGUGAUACAUGGAUUGAACAAGCACUAUUACUCGUUCAACAUAACAUGCAGGAAGAACGAGCUUGAGCAAAAGAUGCUGCUGAACCUGCAUAAGAAGACGUGGGCGGACUGCCUCAAGUUCAGAGAAGUUAAGAAUGGGGGAGAAGAGAUGCUGAGGCGGAUUGAGAGCUAUGGAAAGGCAUGCGAGGAGGAGAAGAUGCUUACAGGAAAGGAUAUGGAUGUAGCGAAGGUCGGGAAGAUCGACCAUAGAAGACGACUUCUGGAGAAGUGCGAGGAGGAUAUUAUGGAGAACACGAUCUUUAGCCUUCUUUAUUCCAUCCAUAGGUAUGUGUUUAGUCAAUAA
Molecule: messenger RNA, 885 nt
Organism: Ordospora pajunii
Lineage: Eukaryota; Fungi; Microsporidia; Ordosporidae
Product: JAB1/Mov34/MPN/PAD-1 ubiquitin protease
Exons: 1
Coding region: 1-885 (294 amino acids)
Biological process (GO): protein deubiquitination; proteasome-mediated ubiquitin-dependent protein catabolic process
Cellular component (GO): proteasome regulatory particle, lid subcomplex
Molecular function (GO): metallopeptidase activity; proteasome binding; protein binding
Source: RefSeq, a predicted model, not a curated record